GUAAAGGCGGCAAAGUAAAGUAAAUUCGUGGGUGGCAAACUGUUGUCUGAAUUCGAGGAAGCAGCACGUUGCUCUUUGUGCUCGGUGCUAAUUCCAGGAAUGAAGCCGUAACUAACGUUUGGUAUAAUUCGCAUCGGCCAAACAGGCCCAACAGAAAAAGAAAAAGAAAAUUGGCGUGGGUUCAAUGCUUUAUGAUAAUACACAACGCUCUUAAACGAUCGUCGAGCAGCGCUGUCUCAAAGACGUUCCGUGAUAAAGUUCCAUUCAGUAUCCGCCCGCGGAAGUGCUCGUCCGGUAAAUUCUGGUGUUGAAUUUCGCAAAUCGCAGACAGCUCCCGAGCAUCGAACAUCGAGCUUCGAGCAAGCUCGUUCGGGGAGCACAGUUGAAACUUGUUCAAUCAGUUUCGAAGCUCUUUGUCAUCGGCUGGGCCUCUCAUAGAGAAGUGCGCCAAAUUGUUUCAGUCUCAAUCUGUGCUCCUAGUGGUCGGUGCUGCCGUCUUCCUUUGUGACAACAUCGGCCAAAUUGAGCGAAACUAACUUACUCAGGAUGGACUGAGCCAGACCCGUGCAAAGUAUUUACAAUAUCUGCAUUGAAUUGAUGAAUCUAGCCUGCUGAUAAACCACGCUCAACCAUGAGUAACGCACGUUGCAACGAAGCAGUGGCAUCGACGACGGCCACGACGUCGAUCACAACCAAGACGGUUGAAACCGAACCCAGUGCGUCAGUUGCACACUUUACACCACCCAUACCGACCCUCAGCACUGCAAUUCCGUGCCGGAUUAAUGGUUUAAAGGGGUAUCAGAACCGCACCAAUAAUAUUAUCUACUGUCCACCACUGACACGGCCUGUCUCGCACAAGGAAAAAUGCACUGCAGUCAUCUACUUCGGGGGCGACGUGCAGGACGUCCCGGAGAAGAUGGAAUCGAAUCGGGACAACAAGAACUACAUUAUGUGGAACUUGGAGAAUACUGCCACGCUGCUGCGCGAAGGUUUCCCCCGGUCGCAUAUCAUUGUCGUGCGUCCCAUGCGCAUGGAGUACAGCACAUUCAGCUGCUUCGACAAUUUCGUGCGUGGCAACAACGCCGGCAUCCCGGACCACACACCAAUGCACUACUCCCUGCAACACCUGGAAGAGCUCCUCGUCAGCUUGACAAAGAAGCUGACCAAACCGGUGCUUGACCAUGAGAUGCUUCAAAAGCUGAUUUUUGCAUCAGAAAAUACCCUACCGCUCAAACCAGAUGCAGGGAAACUGAAGCGCUGCAAUGCGUCGCUUUCAGAGGCGGAUUUUCUUCCAAAUACCGACUUUUACGAGACGCCCCAAGCCCAAGCUGACAUUAAGGAGCUGUUGUGGUGGCGAGAAAACUUGAAUCUAGAAACAGCCACUCUCAAAUUGGUCGGUUUCAGCAAAGGAUGCGUAGUGCUGAAUCAGUUCAUCUACGAGUUUCACUACUACAAAACGCUCACCCCGGACGACAGCACCAUGAUGCGUCUAGUUUCGCGCAUCUCCGACAUGUACUGGCUGGACGGUGGCCAUAGCGGUGGCAAAAACACCUGGAUAACCUCGCGUAGCUUGCUCGAAACGCUCUCCCGGCUGUCCAUCAAUAUCCAUGCGCACGUCACCCCAUAUCAAAUACAGGACGAACACCGACCGUGGAUCCGAAAGGAAGAGAAAACUUUCAGCGAAAUGCUGACGCAACUGGGGGCUGCUUAUCAUCGGAGCGUGUACAUGAGCGAGGCCAACUCCACCAACCUGUACACGCAUUUCGACGUGCUGACCAGAUUUCGAAUGCAUCAGAUCAGCGUUUUCAGCCUCCAAAUGAACCAAUUGUUGGCCGGCAACAACCAGCAAUCGUUGUCCCCUGCCGUCCACCGGGCCAUCGAGGAGAACAACCAAUUGGAUUAUGUUGGGGUCAUGCUAGGUAAGGAACCGAUGAUGUCGGACCCGGAAAGCAACGAACAAGCGCCGUUGCCCGACUCUUCCUCGAACAUUGAGGAGUCAGGCGACGGCCAGGAUAACUGACAAUCGGAACUUGAUUGCAUUAAUUUAAUUUCGGUAUUUGUGUAAAGAGCAGCAAUAACUUACUGACUUCCCCUUCCCACCCUUCCCAUUUUCUCAACUAUAACAUACAUUAUUCAAGCAAAUCACGAUAGACAGGUCUGAUUUUACACCCAAUGGCCAUGAAUUCCCUCAAACAGCAGCAGUCUUACGUAGUUUUGUAAAAUUGAACAUUUUAGCAUUGAUUAUUAACGUACGCUUACCCUCUAACUAACCUUUACAGCAGUAAGUUGGUGACUUCUCCUAUGCCAGGUCAUUUGCAUUCUUAGUGCUUUUCGCUUUUCCUCAUGCUAAAACAGUCACGCAUGCGAAGCAUAGACCUAUUAAGAUUUAUAGCAGUUCGCUCUCUCGCUACCACCAGUGUUUGGUAUCCAGUCAGCAACCAGUAUUAGUGAAUGGUGAAGUGUGCUCGUUUAUAAUGUCCUUGAAAGACGAUAAUUUUAAUAUUUUAACAUAGUUUUAUUGGUUAGUAUAGUAUAGUUAAGCAGGCGCACUUACCUACCGGUACGGUGGUGUAGUUCACAUCAGUACAUCGAAAUCAGGGACUCUUUGUGUUGCAUUUUAAAAAGGAACAGACUAUUUUUGCCAGAAGUUCUUCUACUAGGUAUAUUUUCUUUGUUUUGAUAACUCGCAAUUUGUGCGUAGAUCGUACUUGCUGCGCCCACGAAUAAGUUUUAAUGCAAGAAGAGUUAGUUUGAGCUCAUUAGUAAUAGUUCAUUAACGUGAAUGCGCGUGAACUUUAAGUUAGUGAAAAUGUGUCCUCUGUCCGUUCUUUAAUGAUAAAAUAAUGCUUUAAUUAGGUUCGCUUGCUUUUCAGACUAACAUUAAUUUUUGGAUGCAAAUAUUGUGAAACGAAAUUGAGUUUUAACUAUUUAGAAAGUUGUUGCUGGACGAUGUAAUUCUUAUUUUACUACUAUUUAAGAUUUUUUAAGGUAUCAUUUAUCAUAAGCGACAUAGUGUUUACACAAAAUAGGUGCAAUACCAGGUGGGAUAAUUGUGGUUGGUCGAGCGAGUGUUUUUUUUUAAAUCUUUUAGAUGAGCACACUAUGGUUUUGCCAUUCACAAAGCGUGAAUCCCUGAAUUUUGCGGGCCGAAAUAGUAGGAUAUAAGAAAUAAGGAAUAAGUGAUGCAAAAAACAAGAACGCAGCAAUUUUUACAACUGAAUUAAUUCUAUAAUUCUACAAUUCCACACAGCCCGUCGUCGAGACCGCAUCCCCCUUUUGCGGAGGUCCCGCAAAACACGGAAACGCUGCUGAUGUGACGGAGUAGCAGCUUUUGUCUCUUGUUCCAG
Molecule: messenger RNA, 3347 nt
Organism: Anopheles bellator
Lineage: Eukaryota; Metazoa; Arthropoda; Insecta; Diptera; Culicidae
Product: mitochondrial protein C2orf69 homolog
Exons: 6
Coding region: 632-2020 (462 amino acids)
Cellular component (GO): mitochondrion
Source: RefSeq, a predicted model, not a curated record